Lathyrus sativus (Indian pea) is the source of this 915-nucleotide messenger RNA. The record is from the annotation of a GenBank genome assembly. NCBI's taxonomy places the organism in Eukaryota, Viridiplantae, Streptophyta, Magnoliopsida, Fabales, Fabaceae.
AUGGCGUCUAGUAAUCCAUUCUUUGAUGAUAUACGGAGCAGAUCAGGGGUUGAUCCUCCUCAAACUGAAGAGUCGACAGAAAUUCCCGAACUCAUAAGUGAUUCUAUACAGACUGUUGUUAAACCUAAUGGAACUGUUUCGAGUAGUGUUCGUGAGCUUUUAGAGUGCCCCGUGUGCUUGAAUGCUAUGUACCCUCCAAUCCACCAGUGCUCAAACGGUCACACUUUAUGCUCUGGUUGCAAACCAAGAGUCCAUGACCGGUGCCCGACUUGUCGGCACGAGCUUGGAAAUAUUAGAUGUUUGGCAUUGGAGAAGGUGGCUGCGUCUUUAGAACUUCCUUGUAAAUAUCAAGGUUUUGGGUGCAUAGGCAUAUACCCUUAUUACAGCAAGCUAAAACACGAGUCUCAAUGCGCAUUUAGACCUUAUAAUUGUCCAUAUGCUGGUUCGGAAUGUGCUGUCGUGGGUGAUAUACGGUUCUUGGUGGCACAUCUUAAAGAUGAUCACAAAGUGGAUAUGCAUAGUGGUUGCACUUUUAAUCAUCGAUACGUCAAAUCAAAUCCACAAGAAGUUGAAAAUGCCACUUGGAUGUUAACGGUUUUUAGUUGCUUCGGUCAGUAUUUCUGUCUACAUUUCGAAGCUUUUCAACUUGGAAUGGCUCCGGUCUACAUAGCAUUUUUGCGGUUUAUGGGCGAUGAUAAUGACGCAAAGAACUAUACCUACAGUCUCGAGGUAGGCGGAAAUGGAAGGAAGAUGACAUGGCAAGGAGUGCCUAGAACCAUUCGGGAUAGUCACCGCAAGGUUCGCGACAGUUUUGACGGUCUCAUCAUUCAGAGGAACAUGGCUCUGUUCUUCUCCGGCGGUGACAGGAAGGAAUUGAAACUUCGAGUAACCGGAAGGAUUUGGAAAGAACAAUGA